AUCGGCCUCCUCCUACACAGCGUUCACAGCACAGUCAGCGUAAUUUCCUAUUCCAUCUAGAUAUUUGCGGCUCCAAACACUGCAUCUGUCCAGCUUGAGUGACUGUGAUGGCGAGCAACAGCAGCGAGAUGCCCGAGCCUGCGGCCGAGCCACCGCACCCAUGGGGCCCACACAUGCACAUCGGCAAGGUCUUCCUCAAGGGCAACGAGCGCACCAAACCCGAAGUGUUUGAGAACGAGCUACAGGAGGUGUACAGCGCUGAGCGUAUUGGCCAUUUGGUGCGCAAACUUGAGGAGGCCACGGAGGAACUAAAGGCUCUCGACAUCUUCGAGUCGAUCAACAUUGAGCUGGACGAAGCGAGCUCUGGCGAAAGGGAUGAGACGGACAUCACUAUCACAGUGAAGGAGAAGGGCUGGCGGUCUCUACACGUUGGCGCGACCACCGACGGCAGCGACGAAGCAGGAGAAUCCACGCUUACGUUGUCGAAUGCGCUCGGAGAAGCCGAGAAGAUUACGCUGAGUGCUACCUAUGCGCGCUCGGGUAGUAACACGCAGCGAGCGACUUUCAAAAAGCCCCGCUUUUUGGGUCUGCCGCUGUACUUGAGUGCCAUCGGCACCAAUGAGUUACACAACCAAGAGUGGUUGAGCUCGUACAGCGAAAAGAUUCGUGCCGGUAGCAUUUCCAUCAGCGACUAUGAAGGCGUGCACGAUCUGUCAUUGAACGUUGGUUGGCGUGACCUGCUUCCCCGUCGUGACUCAAAGAUUCCCACCGCAUACCGUGCAUCGCCCAGUAUUCUGGCCGAGGCGAUGCCGUCCACCAAAACCAGUGUGAAAUACGUUUUCACGGACGACAACCGGAACAACGUGGUGUAUCCAACUGCUGGAGGGCUCUUCAAGUACACGACGGAGAUUGCCGGUCUUGUGGGCGACGUGAAGUUCGUCAAGGCGGAGGUGGAAGGCCAAAAGCACGUCGCAGUUGGGCCCGCUGUCUUUGGCUUCCCGAUCCUAAACUUCAGUCUCUCGUGCCACUUGGGAACGGUAAAGUCGUACGGCAGCGAGCAGCACCGGCCAGCGCGCAUCAGUGACCGCUUUUUCCUGGGUGGCCCUAUGAACGUGCGUGGCUUCAACCACAAGGGCAUCGGUCCUCGAGCCUCCCCUCUUGAUGGUGGAGUUGCACAGGGCGAUGCGCUCGGUGGUGAUGUGAGCUACAACGGAACAGCAAGCGUAGGCUUCCCUGUUCCACUGCCACUUUUUGCGGUAAGUUUGGAUGUUGUUGUGAUCAUGUCGAAGGCGUUGUAUCUGAGUUGUGUGGAUUGAUUUUACCUUUUUUUUAUGCAGGCGUUGGGUCUCCGUGGGCAGCUCUUUGCCAACGCUGGCAAUCUGACUACGUGGGAUCGCCUAUUGGACGAGAAGAAGUGGAUGAAGAAUCUCGCUGAUGAUACGCGCGUGUCCGUCGGCGUGGGUCUUGUGUGGGGUACUCGCAUCGGACGCCUCGAGGCCAACUACUCGUGGAUUCUCAAGGCGCAUGAUCAUGAUAAUAUCAAGCGUGCUCAACUUGGCCUCGGCAUGACCUUUUGCUAGAUGCAGGCUCAUAGAGAGUAACAAGACAGUCCCCGGGAAGGAACCUUAAAGUUGAUCAAAUCCGCGCCGUCACACGUCACAUAUUUCUUUUCACAGCAUCCCCUUGCAUUUUCGUUACAACAACGAAUUAGGUGGUGUAACGAAAAUACAAGGGGAUGUUGUUAACAAUGGAAUGUAUCCAUCGGAAACAUCCUGAAAAUUUUCGAAUCGUUGUUUAUUUCAGCUCAUUUUAUGCCUUUAAAAAAUUACAGACGAUCCCCUC
Molecule: messenger RNA, 1842 nt
Organism: Phytophthora nicotianae INRA-310
Lineage: Eukaryota; Oomycota; Peronosporomycetes; Peronosporales; Peronosporaceae
Exons: 9
Coding region: 108-1316 (402 amino acids)
Biological process (GO): protein insertion into mitochondrial outer membrane
Cellular component (GO): SAM complex; outer membrane
Source: RefSeq, a predicted model, not a curated record